Branchiostoma belcheri (Belcher's lancelet) is the source of this 2247-nucleotide messenger RNA. RefSeq lists its product as uncharacterized. Gene Ontology annotation, cellular component: membrane. NCBI's taxonomy places the organism in Eukaryota, Metazoa, Chordata, Leptocardii, Amphioxiformes, Branchiostomatidae. The coding region runs from base 1 to 2247 and encodes 748 amino acids. The transcript has 13 exons. The record is from RefSeq and is a predicted model, not a curated record.
AUGGCAGGCUGGUGGCUUCUCGGUGGUGCUUUAGCAGCUGUAAUGCUGAUUUCCGGGGCGACUGCAGCAUUUAACCCGGCGUUGGACGCCUUUUCCCGCGCCGUGGCUCUAGACCGGACCCUUGCGGACAUCCCCCACCGUCUUCUCUGCCACGAGCUGUGUCUAAAAGACGCCUCCUGCGCCUCCUUCCAGUACAACCCGACGUCUCGGGAGUGCCGGAUCAGCAUCGCGGCGGAAGGGCUGGAGGAUCGUCCCGGUGACGGGGUGGACGACUCGCUUCACGACCUCUCUCUGGACGGCCUUCUUCCGGCUGCCUCAGAUGCCGAUUCCAGACCAGACUGCUCCUCCGAGCCUGACGCCUGUAUCAGCGGACAUGUUUGUCAGGAAACCUGCGAGCAUGACGGAGCCAUGACCUGCAAAUGUAGAUCCACAACGUGGGACAGGGGCGGGUGCAGGUCCGUGGAUGUGGGCAGCUGGCAGGAGUGGCAGCCGUGGGGAGACUGCUCCGCGACCUGCGGGGGCGGCGUCAAGACGCGCACGCGCACUUGCAGCGACCAAUAUGGCGGCAACACCUGCGUCGGCCGGAGUACGGAGACCCGUGCAUGCGCAGAGACGCCUUGUCCGGUGUGGAGCGAGUGGAGCGGCUGGACGAAGUGCCGGCGGUGCGGCAAGUCCCGUACGCGUAGUCGCACCUGCCCCAGCCCGGGGAAGUGCCACGGCGAUCCCGAGGAGAAAUCCGCCUGCAUGGGCAGCACGGAAUGCAACACUCAUGUCCGACUGCAGAGAGGGCUGUACGUGACAGACGGGUGGGUGGAGGUUUGGGACCAGCUGAACGGCUACUGGAGGCCGCUGUGUGGGGAGUGGAACCAGCAGAACGGCAGGGUGGCCUGCAGACAUGUGGGCUUCAAGGACGCGGAAGAAGCCACACCCCUGGACAUCAUGAGUCUGGGCUGUUUUAACGACACCCCCUCUGAGAAAAGCCCGGAGGAGGAGGCCUGGAACACGACUCUGAACGGACCUUCCAUGACGUCAUCUUCUCCCGCCGACUGCCUCGCCUUCUGUCGUUUGCGCGGCUUCAAAUACGCCGCCAUUAGGUCCGGAGACAUGUGCCAGUGCGGCCGCGGGUACGCGCGGAACGGGGAGGAGCUGCCGUCCAUGUGUAACCAGCCCUGCGCCGCGGACCCCACCAGGACAUGCGGCAGUAGGGCCAACGAUCAUCUCAACGACGUCUUCACAUACGCUCCACUAGGAAAUGGCAUGUACUUCCCUAUGGACGAGAAGCGCGCCCAUAACGGUGAGAUCGUGGGGAACCCUUCGGUGGAGAGUCACGGCGGGGCCGGGCUGGUGGACGGGAUAGUCGGACGGGCCCUGUACCUGAACGGCAACAACCAAUGGGCCAAGUCAGAGAAACUGGACGGGUCCUGCCUCGGCAGCACCGUCCAGUGUAUACACGAUAGUUUCAGCCUGGGGCUGUGGAUCAAGCUGAUGGACGUGCCUGACAGCGACCGGUACUACCUGUCCACGGGCGGCCACACGCAGUCCUCGUACGGCUUCAGUCUCUGGUAUAACGUAGACGAGGGGAAAGGGCCCGGCUUUAACGUCAGGCACGCGCUGGCCUCCUGCAAGACGCACUUCGCCCUGCCGAUCGGCGUGUGGAUGCACCUGGUGCUGUCCUGGAAGGUGCCGUGUGACGUCAACAUCUUCAUCAACAGCACGAGAGUUCCCGACCCCGAGCUGAAGUCGGAGGCACCCACACAGCUAGACGACUAUGACAGAUACACGGCUCUCGCUAUCGGAGCUCCCAACAAUAAGGACACGGUGAAGGGCGUGUCGGGUCACGCUGUACUGGACGAACUCCGCUUCUGGGACAGGAAACUGUCGGGGAAGGAAAUCUACCAGGUCAUGAUGCACGACCUGAGGAUGUCAGGUGAUCACUACCACCCUCCGCCGGGGUCAGAGGUCAUGAAGGGCGAGUACAAGUGCAGCGGAGAGGAGCCGCUACUGGGCAUGUGCGAACACGAGGAGGACUCCUCAUUGGCUGACGAGCUGUGUGACGCAAGCAACCUGGCCUUCGUACGCUGUAUUCCGUACGGCCGGUGGGACGGCUGGUCCACCUGGACGGACUGCGCGGACGGACAGACCCGCCGGACCCGGAAGUGCUCCACCCCCUCCCCGCACUAUGAGGGCGACUGUAGGGACAGUCCCGGGAAGGGCCAGCAGAGCAGGGCCUGUCAACUCAGCCCUUGA